Molecule: messenger RNA, 471 nt
Organism: Penicillium argentinense
Lineage: Eukaryota; Fungi; Ascomycota; Eurotiomycetes; Eurotiales; Aspergillaceae
Product: hemerythrin domain-containing protein
Exons: 1
Coding region: 1-471 (156 amino acids)
Source: RefSeq, a predicted model, not a curated record
AUGGUAGAUGGGACAGAGGAACGGCUUCAAGCAGCGACAUACCACAACCACUUUCGUCACUCCUGGGGUCAGCUCUAUGCUGCAUGCUCCAACAAUAAGCGACCAGCUGGUCUCUCAAUCCGACGGUUUAUCAUGAUGGGUCUCGACUUCUGCUCACAGCUGGGCAAACAUCACUCGAUAGAGGAGCAGUAUCUAUUCCCCUAUCUCGCCCAAAAAAUGCCGCAAUUCCACGACGAAGUAGAGCUCCUGCAGCAGCAUGACAACAUCCACGCCGGAAUGAGCCGUCUCGAGGAUUACCUGAAAGAGUGUCUUUCUGGAACGACAGAAUUGCGCCUUCCUGAGAUGAAGCGAAUUAUGGAUGGGUUUGGAGAGGUCUUAUGGACACAUUUGGAUGAUGAAGAGCGCACUCUAGGGGCGGAUUCAAUGCGAAAAUACUGGACAUUAGAGGAGAUGGAUAACCUACCAUUCUAA